This is a messenger RNA of Paramormyrops kingsleyae, 2132 nucleotides long. RefSeq names its product complement component 8, alpha polypeptide (gene c8a). Gene Ontology annotation, biological process: complement activation. Lineage: Eukaryota; Metazoa; Chordata; Actinopteri; Osteoglossiformes; Mormyridae. Gene Ontology annotation, cellular component: membrane attack complex. The record is from RefSeq and is a predicted model, not a curated record. Gene Ontology annotation, molecular function: protein binding.
UACCUCUCAGCGCUCUUUGUGAACGAUUUCAUGAUAUUUGCGGUGAUCACGACUGGAAGCAGUGCUGAAAAGGUCACCUCGCGGCUGACCCGGGCUACCGAUACUCCGGCUGCAAUUGACUGUAAGAUAAAGCCGUGGUCGCAGUGGACGCCUUGCUCGUCAUGUAGCAACAUUACGUCUCGCUUCAGGUAUCUGGAGCAAGCGUCACAGUUCCAGGGGACCAAGUGCCUCGGCAGCCAGUGGGAUCAAAGAGCCUGUUCCACAAAUGUGCCGUGCAAGCCCAAGUCCGCCUGUGGCGACGGCUUUACAUGUGAAUUAGGACGGUGUCUGAAGAAGGAGCUACGCUGUAAUGGGGAGAAUGACUGCAUGCUUGGCUCGGAUGAGGACGGCUGUGACGCAGAGGACCUCACUGAGAACAUGUGCACUGAUCUGACCCCCAUCCCGGGCUCUGAGGUCAGUGCCCGUGGUUACAAUGUUUUAACCGGCGACUUUGUCCAGAACGCGGUCGACCCGGAAUAUUACGGGGGACUCUGUGAGUACGUCUACAACGGAGAGUGGAGACGCCUGAAAUACGACGUUUUCUGCGAAAACCUGUACUACAACGAUGACGAGAAGUAUUUCAGGAAACCGUAUAAUUUCCUCACCUAUCGCUUCAUGGGUUAUGCCGAAUCCGGGGGGUCCAAUGAGUUCUACGAGGACGCCGUUAGCUUGUUGAAGGCCAGGAGGGAGGGAGGGUCCUUCAAUUUAGGAUUUACUGUUGGAAUUGAUAUGGUUGAAGUCGGCCUUUCUGGAAGCGAGCAGUCUGAGGCUUUGAAGAACAUAUCUGAGUACAAAGACACCAACCUGGGCUUCGUCAGGCUGGUAUCCAGAGUGCAGACGGCCCACUUUAAGCUGCGGAGCCGCGAUCUGAUGCUAGAUGAGGAGCUGCACCGCUCGCUCGCCGAGCUGCCGGACGAGUACGACUUCGGUGCAUACGCUCACGUCUUCAGCAUCCACGGAACGCACUACGUCACCUCGGGAGUCCUGGGGGGGGUCCUGGAAUACAUCUUAGUGGUGGACAAGAAGGUCAUGGAAAGAAAUGAAAUCACCGGGAAGAUGGCUGGAGACUGCUUUGGGGCGUCGCUGGGUAUAUCCAAGAUGGGAGCGGGAUUAUCAUUCAGCGGGACUUGGUGUGACAAGGAACAGACGUCUGGUCAAGAUAAGAAGUCGUCAGGCAGCUACAUCAAAGACGUAGUGAAUCUGGUCCGUGGGGGGAAGGUGCAGUCUGCGGGGGGGCUGCUGGCUGUCAGGAAUGAGGAGACGUACACCAGGUGGGGGGCGUCUCUGAAGCACAAUCCGCAGCUGAUGGAGUUCGAGGUACUGCCCAUCUAUGAGCUGGUUCGCUCCAGCACGGCGGCCCAACAGUUCCAAGGAAAGGUGGCCCACCUGAAGCGGGCCUGGGAGGAGUACCUGCAGCAGUUCAACUCCUGCCGGUGCGCCCCCUGCAGGAACAAUGGGCUACCUGUACUCCAGGGCACGGACUGCAUGUGCCUGUGCAAGCAGGGCUACGAGGGCUUGGCCUGCGAGAAGACGCAGCGCACGGGUCCCACUCAUGGAGGCUGGAGCUGCUGGGGCACAUGGUCAGGUUGUCAGUCUGGGACCCGGAGAAGAAGUCGUCAGUGCAACAACCCAGCUCCUCUCAACGAGGGAAGCCCCUGUUUGGGGACGCCCACACAGACCCAGGGCUGCUGAGGCGACUACAUCCAGCCCAGCCCUUAAACCCUACCCCAGCUCUGGCAUCAGAUCGGUCACUACAGGCUGCAUCUUAAUUCCAUAUAUGAACUAAUACCAUUCUGGUACUGCCUAUGCUUCAGCCCUCCAAGGUUGUGUGUUCUAUCCCAGCCCUGGUGCUGUUUCCUCCCUUUUGUUUUUACGUUUCCUCUGGCUACAUCCACCUGAAGAAUGUCCCAUUGCUUUGUGACACAAUUCCCAGAGUGGGCUCCUGACCCCUUUCAGCCUCCCGCCUUUUAUUAUGUUGGUUCUAACUUGCUUUGCCUGCUUUUUUCGGGUGUAAAUCAGCCAUGUGACUGGGGUAUGGGACCCGUUUUAUUGGUCUGUCAAUGAAAAUGCCAAAUUAAACUCUGAAAAACAAA